Syzygium oleosum is the source of this 806-nucleotide messenger RNA. Its product is annotated as 40S ribosomal protein S17-4. Bases 156 to 578 code for a protein of 140 amino acids. Gene Ontology annotation, molecular function: structural constituent of ribosome. Gene Ontology annotation, cellular component: ribosome. The record is from RefSeq and is a predicted model, not a curated record. Gene Ontology annotation, biological process: translation. The transcript is spliced from 2 exons. Lineage: Eukaryota; Viridiplantae; Streptophyta; Magnoliopsida; Myrtales; Myrtaceae.
CUUCCUCCCUCAUUUUUAUAAACACGUCAGCAAAGCUCAUUCCUUGUGGCAGUCGCGGAGUGCUCCUUAGGAUCCGUUCCAUCUUCGUCCUCAGUCUUCAUCUCCUCUGAACAGCUGAGCCUGACCAUAAUCUAGCAAUAGUAAGGUAAGCCAUCAUGGGUCGUGUCCGCACCAAGACUGUGAAGAAGUCCUCUCGCCAGGUUAUCGAGAGGUACUACUCCCGCAUGACUCUGGAUUUCCACACGAACAAGAAGAUCCUGGAGGAAGUUGCCAUCAUCCCGUCGAAGAGGCUCCGGAACAAGAUCGCGGGGUUCUCCACCCACCUGAUGAAGCGCAUUCAGAAGGGACCCGUCCGUGGGAUCUCGUUGAAGCUGCAGGAGGAAGAGCGUGAGCGGCGCAUGGACUUUGUGCCCGACGAAUCAGCCAUCAAGACCAACGAGAUCAAGGUCGACAAGGAGACUCUCGACAUGCUCGCUUCUCUCGGCAUGUCCGACAUUCCUGGGCUCGUCGAGGUUGAGCCACAGGUUAUGAUGCCUGCCCAGGCUUUCGGCCGCGGUGGACCUGGUAGGAGGUACUGAUUGAGGCCAUCCAAUUCCUCUUUAUUCCUAUUACUAUGGUGAGUUUGUAUAGAUGCGAGAUCCUGCCAGAGUGUUUCCUUCUAGUGAUAGUUUUUAAUGAUUUUUACGAGUUCCAUAGUUACUGGGUUGGCAUGAUUUUAGCGCCUUGUUCUCCCUCUCUUUGUCCUGUUGGUAUUGGCAUGAAGUUUACUUCAUGGCUUACCAUAUAUCAAAUCAAUUUUUUUCUAA